Molecule: messenger RNA, 1533 nt
Organism: Kluyveromyces marxianus DMKU3-1042
Lineage: Eukaryota; Fungi; Ascomycota; Saccharomycetes; Saccharomycetales; Saccharomycetaceae
Gene: THR4
Product: threonine synthase THR4
Exons: 1
Coding region: 1-1533 (510 amino acids)
Biological process (GO): L-threonine biosynthetic process
Molecular function (GO): threonine synthase activity; pyridoxal phosphate binding; heme binding
Source: RefSeq, a predicted model, not a curated record
AUGUCCCAAAGCUACAGAUCCACUAGAUCAUCUGAUCCAGCAACCAAGACAUUUGAAGAAGCCGUCAUCCAAGGUUUGGCUUCUGAUGGUGGUUUGUUUAUCCCAUCAGUUAUUCCACACGUCUCUUCAAGUGAUCUUUUUGAGAAAUGGUCUAAGCUAUCGUUUCAAGAGUUAGCUUAUGAGAUUAUGAAGCUCUAUGUUUCUAAUGAUGAAAUUCCAGAAGCGGACUUGAAGGAAUUGAUCAAAAGAUCAUACUCUACUUUCCGUUCUGAUGAAGUCACGCCAUUGGCUAAGAAUAUUACAGGUUCUGAUGAAAACUUACACAUUUUGGAACUAUUCCAUGGUCCUACUUACGCAUUCAAGGACGUUGCGUUGCAAUUUGUCGGUAACCUGUUCGAAUACUUCUUGCAAAGACACAACAAAGAUUUGCCAGAAGAUCAAAGAAAAAAAAUUACCGUCGUUGGUGCUACAUCCGGUGAUACUGGUUCUGCCGCAAUCUACGGUUUGAGAGGCAAGAAGGAUGUCGCUGUGUUCAUCUUGUAUCCAACAGGCAGAAUUUCUCCAAUCCAAGAAGAACAAAUGACCACCGUCACCGAUAAAAACGUGCAAACUUUGUCGGUUAAGGGUACCUUUGAUAAUUGUCAGGAUAUUGUCAAGGCUAUCUUCGGUGAUAAAGAUUUCAACUCUAAGCACAACGUAGGUGCAGUGAACUCCAUUAACUGGGCUAGAAUUUUGGCCCAAAUCACUUACUACUUCUACUCUUACUUCAAGGCUACCAACGGUAAAAAGGAGAAGGUCAAGUUCAUCGUGCCAUCUGGUAACUUUGGUGAUAUUCUAGCGGGUUACUACGCUAAGAAAAUGGGCCUUCCCGUCGAAAAGCUAGUCAUCUCCACAAACGAAAACGAUAUCUUGGAUAGAUUCUUGAAGAAUGGUGUUUACGAAAGAUCUGAUGAUGUCGCUGCUACACUUUCCCCAGCAAUGGACAUCUUAAUCUCUUCUAACUUCGAAAGAUUACUUUGGUACUUGGCAAGAGAGUACAUUGCCUCAGGUGAUGACUUGAAGGCUGGAGAAACCGUUAACAACUGGUUCCAGGAACUAAAAACCGAGGGCAAAUUUAACGUUCCUAAGGACUUGAUCGAAGGUGCUAAGAAAGACUUCGAUUCCGUACGUGUUAGCAAUGCAGAAACUAUCUCUGCUAUUAAGGAUGUAUAUCAAACCUCAGUGAAUCCAAAGCAUUAUAUUAUAGAUCCACACACUGCCGUUGGUGUUUUCGCAGCAAAGAAACAAAUUGCUAACGAUAACGACAAGACUAUACAUUACAUCUCUCUUUCAACUGCCCAUCCAGCUAAAUUUGCUGAUGCAGUGAAUGAAGCUUUGUCUUCUUUUGAUGAUUACAGCUUCGACAGAGAUGUACUACCAGCGGAACUAAAAAAGUUGUCCACUUUAGAGAAAAAGAUCAAGCUCGUGGAAAAGGCUGACGUUGAACUCGUAAAGAAGGUCAUCGACGAAGAGUUGGUGAAAAUGAAUAUUUAG